This is a messenger RNA of Nycticebus coucang (slow loris), 4344 nucleotides long. RefSeq names its product CRACD like (gene CRACDL). The transcript is spliced from 10 exons. NCBI's taxonomy places the organism in Eukaryota, Metazoa, Chordata, Mammalia, Primates, Lorisidae. The record is from RefSeq and is a predicted model, not a curated record. The coding region runs from base 328 to 3648 and encodes 1106 amino acids.
CCAGACCAACUCCCUGAAGGGCCGGGCCACCCCCACCCCUGGCCUUCAGGGCUCAGAGUGGAAGAAGGAAGUGCAUGUGUUUCUCAGACAGCCUUUACUGCGUGUGCCUGUGCACCUGCCCCAGGAGCUCUCAGGAGCCGGGAGUGCCGAGCUUGGCACAGAAGCCUAGCUUCCUCGUGGCCUGUGGCGCUGCCAGGUCCAGUGGAGCUGCUGGGGGAGAUGGGGACGAGUGCUCCUGAUCAGCACCCAGGGGUAUCCCAAGGGCCCUAGGCCACGUGGAGGAAGACAGGAGUCCUGCUCUGCUCCCCACUGCCAGCCUUCAGGAGGAUGAAGGAAUCGGAGGUUCAUGCCAGGCUCAGGAAGAUGGCUGCCCUUUACCAGUGCAUCAGGCCUGACCCCAGUGAGCUGGACAUGAUUUCCACAAGGGUGAUGGACAUUAAGCUUCGGGAAGCCGCAGAAGGCCUUGGAGAGGAUGGCACAGGAAAGAAAAAGUCGAAAUUCAAAACUUUCAAGAAGUUCUUCGGGAAGAAGAAGAGAAAGGAAUCUCCAUCGUCCACAGGAAGUAGCACCUGGAAACAAUGUCAGGCGAGGACUGAGGUCAUUGCCAUCGAGUCAGGGCCAGUGGGCUACGACUCUGAGGAUGAGCUGGAGGAGUCGAGGGGCACGCUGGGAAGCCGGGCCCUCUCACAUGACAGUAUUUUCAUUCCUGAGUCUGGACAGGACCCUGCUCGACCUGUAAGAGUAUUUUCCCAAGAAAAUGUGUGUGAUCGGAUUAAAGCUCUGCAGUUAAAAAUCCAGUGUAAUGUGAAAAUGGGGCCGCCACCUCCUCCAGGGGUGCUUCCCACCAAGCGGGGAGAGGAUGCUGGCAUGAGCUCUGAGGACGACGGGCUGCCCAGGAGCCCCCCGGAGAUGUCCCUGCUGCAUGACAUGGUGCACGGCCCCACCAUAAAGGUCUCUUUAGUGUCCUCAACCCGGCCACUGUCUCCAGACCAGGCAAGUGACACCACCGUCUCCCCACGGACCUCAGACAGCAGCCUGGCACCCGUGGCUGACUUCAGUCACCCUCCAGAGUCCUCCUCCUGCCUGGACAACUCCGCAGCUAAACACAAGCUCCUGGUUAAGCCCCGCAACCAACGGUCGAGUAAAAUGAGGCGGCUGUCAUCGCGAGCACAGUCUGAAUCCCUGAGCGAUCUGACGUGGACCCUAGAGGAGGAGGAAUGUGAAGAGAAGCCGUUACCUGAAGCUGUCAUGGAAGAGAGUCCCAGCUCUGGGCAGCAGCAUGACAUAGUGCUAGACAGAGGCCCUGGUCCUGGGCCAGCCAUAACCUUGCUGCAGCCUGGAGGGGCCCGAGCCAGACGCGCCCGACUGCAGCACUGCCAGGCACUCAAUACCAGCAUGGAGGAAGAAGGGAGCGCCCCUGGUGACAAGCCCCCCAGCCGCCCUGCCACCCCAGAGGCCACUGAGCCCAUGUCAAUCCCUGCCCCCUGUGAGGAGUGGUUGUCUCUUCCAGGAGGCUCAGCGCACCCCAGUCCUGACAGCGAGAACCAGGAGGAGGCGCCGUCCACCACAGGUUCCAGCCCCCUGAUGGCUGACACUGCUGAGGAGGGGGGCUGUACUUCUGAAGAUUUUGCAAGUUCACUGUCUACCGAUGUCCCUGCAGGGGACAUGACACCUCCUGGGACUAUCGCUGCAACUGCCUUGGAAACACUGGCUGGUCCUGAGGAGCCACACCAAGAUGUCCCAGAUCAAGGUAUCCCAGACCAAAAUGUCCCAGACCAACAUGGCCCAGACCAAGGUGUCCCACACCAAGAUGUCCCAGAUCAAGGUAUCCCAGACCAACAUGGCCCAGACCAAGGUAUCCCACACCAAGAUGUCCCAGACCAACGUGGCCCACACCAAGAUGUUCCAGGCCAAGGUGGCCCAGACCAAAGUGUCCCAGACCAACGUGGCCCAGACCAACAUGGCCCAGACCAACGUGGCCCACACCAAGAUGUCCUAGACCAAUGUGGCCCAGACCAAGAUGUCCCAGACCAAGGUGGCCCACACCAAGAUGUCCCGGACCAACGUGGCCCACACCAAGAUGUCCCAGACCAACGUGGCCCACACCAAGAUGUCCUAGACCAAGAUGUCCCAGACCAACGUGGCCCACACCAAGAUGUCCUAGACCAAGAUGUCCCAGACCAACGUGGUCCAGACCAAGGUGUCCCACACCAACGUUUCCCAGACCAAGAUGUCCCAAAAGAAAUGGAGCUUAAGUUGGAAGUGGUGGAGCCUGGCAGAGCAGAGAAAGCAUCCCCUGUGGCACCAGUGCCCAAGAGCUGCCUGAAGCGCAGGGCCUCAGCUGCCAGCACGGGCCUGGCCAGGUCCCGCGAGGGGUCGCCUCCAGGGGAGCCCGGACCCUGCGCCCAGGACAGAGAAGCUGCCCCCCUGGGGCUCCCCAAGGCUGAGCAGAUGGAGUCCCCCCAGGGAGAGAGGGCAGCGCCAGAGCGGAAAUCUGAGCGUGGUGGCGCAGAGGUGCGGGGCUCCAAGAAGUUCUCCGUGUCCUCGUGCCGGCUGCGGCCACGGCCGGGCAGCUCGCGACUCUCGGAGCAUCCUGGAGCCCCCGGCGGCCGCCUGCCCCUGGGGAGGAGCGGCCCGGCCUGGAGGAGCGAGGCGGCUCUCGAAGACCUUCAGGGACCUCCUGAGCCCCAGAGCCGGAAACCCGGCCAUCAGAAGCCGGCGGAGGGCGCCUCUCAGGACGCAGGGGCCAGAGUGGCCUGCCCAGCCACCCAGGAGCCGCCUGCGAGUGAGGACAGAAGCCCCUUCCCGGUCAAGCUCCGGUCCACCUCGCUCUCCCUCAAAUACCGAGAGGGCUCCUCGCAGGAGGCCAGAGGGAUAAAGAGGUACAGUGCCGAGGUCAGGUUAGAAAGAGGGCUGACUUUACCUCCGAAAGAUGAGAAAUGUCACGUUGGGGCAGCCCCUGCCCUUCGAGGCGCCAAGUCCCCCAGCGACCAGGGAAAGGGGAAGGCACGGUCACCCGAGCAGCUCAGCUCCAAGCCGCCCCUGCCCAGGAAGCCGCUCCUGCAGAGCUUUACCCUCCCGCACUCACCCGCGCCCCCCGACGCCAGCCCUGGGGACACGGAGCCCAGGAAGGACAGCAGGACAGAGAAGAGACCGCUGCGCAGGGGAGCUGAUAAGGGCCUGCCCCCUCCAACAACAGGGCCUGGAGCAAACGGGCAGCCCGCCCCUCCCUGGAUCACCAUAGCUCGGCAGAAGCGUCGAGGGCCCCCGGACCAGCCACACAACCAGGAAGACAAGCCUGGGGCCCGGACCCUGAAGUCUGAACUUGGAAAGCAAGCCAAGCCACCCGAUAGAACCCAGGAGCCUGUAAAACAAGCAGACUUUGUCCGUAGCAAGUCUUUCCUGGUGACCCCUGUGAAGCCUGCAGUGGACCGGAGGCGGGGGGCCGAGCUCGGCCUCCAGGAGGGGCUGCAGAGAGGGAUCUCCCUGUCCCACCAGAACUUGGCAGCUCAAUCUGCAGUGAUGACGGAGAAGGAAUUACAUCAGCUGAAGAGAGCCAGUUAUGCCAGUGCAGAUCAGCCGUCCUGGAUGGAACUUGCCAGAAAGAAAUCUCAGGCUUGGAGUGACAUGCCCCAAAUUAUAAAAUAGGCUGACAUUGUGCUGAUAAAGCACGUCCACUACCUUGAAGGGACACUUAGUUAAAAACUGCCAGUAAAUCAUGGCAAACAAACUGUGAAACUGAAGAUUGAUUUUUAUCAUCUAGUUAUGGUGAGCUCGGGGAAGAGGAAAGACCCAGGCAAAAACAAAAAGGAUAAACACACAGCCAUAACACUGGGCCAGGGGGGCCCAGAAACAAGAACAACAUUGGGAAAAGUUCAGGAACAAGUUCCUGUGCCCCAAGGUGUGAAUAGAAGUCUUUUAGUAUUCCCUUCAUAAAGAGGCCUCAGACAAGGAAGAAACCAUAAAGGAAAUUGGAUGCAUAGUAGGAUGCCCUGCAAGACCAGAAGAGCAGCCAUCCCCAGGGAACGGUGUCUGCACUUCCACUUGAGAUCAGACCGAGUCUCUGGCCGCUGUCUUGCCUGUGGGUUCUGUCUUCUCCCUUCAUGUUUACGACGAGGCAUGACAUUCAUGGUAAAACAGGGAUGCCGUUUCCAAGAGCAGCUAUAAGACAAUCUGUUUUCCUGAAGAUAGCCACUUGGAGAAGGAGAGGAGGGAACAUGGCAGGGUUCAUCAAUUCAUAGACUGUUUCCAGCAAUUUAAAAAUUUUUAAACUUUUCCACUAGGCAUCUGUGUCCUUAACUAUUGCACAAUGCAUUGCCUGUUUAAUAAAAGGUUUCAAACAUG